UAACGUUCUCUCUUGUUUUUGGAUGUAGUUCAGAAUUUCAAUUUUAUAUAAGUAGUUUGUAAAUAUCCUAGAAUCGAUUUGUCAUACCUAUAGAAAAUUCUUUUAAGCUAUGCUCGGAACCAAAUUCUAAUGGAAUUAUGCAAUUUGAUACGGUUUAUAAGGCCUUGUUAAUCUCAAUACAAAUCAGUCGUAAAUGAAGACGUUCGAUAUGAGUUUAGCACCAUUUGAAGAUUUUGAAGCUCUACCGAUUUCCGACAACUAUAGGGCUCCUCCUAGUUGUCCCCCACUCUUCACGUGGCACCCAAUGGCGUACAUGUGUAUACCUAAUGGUUCCAUAGAUAUAAAUAGUUUAUAUCCACCUGAUGGAAAGAUUGGAGGAAAACCUGGAGGAAAACCUGGAGGAAAACCUGGAGGAAAACCUGGAGGGAAACCUGGAGGGAAACCUGGAGGGAAACCUGGAGGAAAACUUGGAGUAAUCCCUGUAGGUAGUUCUGGUGGUAGUUCUGGAGGUAGCUCUGUAGGUGGCCCUUGGGGAAAUGCAUCAGGAAAUCCGGGAGGAAAACCUGGGAAACCUGGAGGUCAACCUGGAGGAAAACUUGUAGUAAUCUCUGGAGGUAGCUCUAAUGGUAGCUCUGGAGGUAGUCCUGGAUUUGGCCCUGGAGGAAACAUAGACGGAAAUACCGGAGGAAAACCUGGAGGAAAACCUGGAGGGACCCCUGGAGGAAAACUUGGAGGAAGUCCUGGAGGUAGUGCUGGUGGUAGUUCUGGAGGAAAACCUGGAGGUCAACCUGGAGGUCAACCUGGAGGGAAACCUGGAGGAAAACUUGAAGUAAUCUCAGGAGGUAGUUCUGGUGGUAGCUCUGGAGGUAGUCCUGGAUUUGGCCCUGGAGGAAACACAGACGGAAAUCCCGGAGGAAAACCGGGAGGAAAACCUGGAGGAAAACUUGGAGGAAGUCCUGGAGGUAGUGCUGGUGGUAGUUUUGGAGGAAAACCUGGAGGUCAACCUGGAGGGAAACCUGGAGGAAAACUUGAAGUAAUCUCAGGAGUUAGUUCUGGUGGUAGCUCUGGAGGUAGUCCUGGAUUUGGCCCUGGAGGAAAAACAGAAGGAAAUCCCGGAGGAAAACCGGGAGGAAAACCUGGAGGGACCCCUGGAGGAAAACUUGGAGGAAGCCCUGGAGGAAAACUUGGAGGAAGCCCUGGAGGAAGUACUGGUGGUAGUUCUGGAGGUAGCUCUGUAGGUGGCCCUUGGGGAAAUACAUCAGGAAAUCCGGGAGGAAAACCUGGGAAACCUGGAGGUCAACCUGGAGGGAAACCUGGAGGAAAACUUGGACUAAUCUCUGGAGGUAGUCCUGGUGGUAGCUCUGGAGGUAGUCCAGGAUUUGGCCCUGAAGGAAAACCUGGAGGAAAACCUGGAGGGACCCCUGGAGGAAAACCUGGAGGAAAACCUGGAGGAAAACCUGUAGGAAAACCUGGAGGAAGCCCUGGAGGAAGUCCUGGAGGUAGUACAGGUGAUAGUUCUGGAGGUAGCUCUGUAGGUGACCCUUGGGGAAAUGCAUCAGGAAAUCCGGGAGGAAAACCUGGGAAACCUGGAGGUCAACCUGGAGGGAAACCUGGAGGAAAACUUGGACUAAUCUCUGGAGGUAGUCCUGGUGGUAGCUCUGGAGGUAGUCCAGGAUUUGGCCCUGAAGGAAACACAGACGGAAAUCCCGGAGGAAAACCUGGAGGAAAACCUGGAGGGACCCCUGGAGGAAAACCUGGAGGAAAACCUGGAGGAAAACCUGGAGGAAAACCUGGAGGAAAACCUGGAGGAAAACCUGUAGGAAAACCUGGAGGAAGCCCUGGAGGAAGUCCUGGAGGUAGUACAGGUGAUAGUUCUGGAGGUAGCUCUGUAGGUGGCCCUUGGGGAAAUGCAUCAGGAAAUCCGGAAGGAAAACCUGGGAAACCUGGGGGUCAACCUGGAGGGAAACCUGGAGGAAAACUUGGAGGAAGUCCUGGAGGAAGUUCUGGUGGUAGUUCUGGAGGUAGUCCCGGACUUGGACCUGGAGAAAUCACUGCAGGAAAUCCCGGAGGAUAUCCAGGGAAACCUGGAGGAAAACUUGGAGGUAGUCCUGAAGGAAAUGCAGCAGGAAAUUCUGGAGGUAAACCUGGAGGAAAACCUGGAGUUAGUCCUGGAGGUAGUUCUGAGGGUGGAUCAGGAGAAAAAUCAGGAGGAACUGAAAAUUUAAAUAUCAACGAUAUUCGAUUGAACCGUAGAGGUAGGAAGUCCUAAUCAUUGAAUAAUGACUAACCGAAAGUUCUACUAAAAUGUGAAUAUGAAAACAUUGGUAAAAAAAAUAUUAUUAAAUUCAUUUAGUAAGAGCUAAAUACCGGUAUACAAAUAAAAAUCACUUUUCUGACUGAA
Molecule: messenger RNA, 2401 nt
Organism: Drosophila rhopaloa
Lineage: Eukaryota; Metazoa; Arthropoda; Insecta; Diptera; Drosophilidae
Product: glycine-rich cell wall structural protein-like
Exons: 1
Coding region: 194-2269 (691 amino acids)
Source: RefSeq, a predicted model, not a curated record